Alternaria postmessia is the source of this 717-nucleotide messenger RNA. RefSeq lists its product as uncharacterized. Lineage: Eukaryota; Fungi; Ascomycota; Dothideomycetes; Pleosporales; Pleosporaceae. The transcript has 2 exons. The record is from RefSeq and is a predicted model, not a curated record. The coding region runs from base 1 to 717 and encodes 238 amino acids.
AUGUGCUACCACAACUACUCACAGCACAAUGGGUGCGGUCAUAUUGGGGAGUCGCAUACGCACCCAUGGACGCUGUGCGACACAGCGAUAGAGACGCUUAACCGAAUUCGCGGGCCAAACUCCCCACCAGUCUCUCCGCCUGCAGUAAACUUCGCAUCACCACCCAAGCGCAGCUCGUCUACACGACGUUUUUUCUCGCUGAGUGGCCAGCUUUCCCGAUCAUCUACAAAUGCAUCAAUAAAUUCGCGACGCGCUGUUUCUGGCCCUUCAGGCGCAACCACGCCCAGAACCUCAGACUCAAGCGCAGGGUCCUACAACUGUACCACGACUCUGGACUACAGCACCCUACCAGAUCACCAGCUCGCGGCCGUGAGAUGUGAAGUCCCAGUCAAGCGCACCCAUGUCAGUAGGGAAAUGGUCGUCUGCAAAGAUUGCGCACGCGAGAUCGGCCAUAUGCGCAACAUGAUCCGGACUUAUGAUAAAACCGGUAGCAUACGUGGCACCAUCGCGUUUGAAAAGUUCCUUAAGUGGGAAGGAGAGGGCGGAGGUGAAAGAGAGGGCGAUCUGACGGUACCGUUGAAUGAUGGUGAUGAUGGAGGGGUGUUUGGGGCGAGGCAGGCCAUCAUUCUGGGUCAUCCAGAAAGCUCGUUGAAUGCCGAGGGGCCGCGUGGCCUGGGAACUUUGGAACGCGAAGGCGGUACUGGGUAUUACUAUUAA